UUGCAGUUGGUAGGAAUGGAAGGAACAAGACCGGAAGGAACAAGACCUGAAGGACUGGAAUUAAGCAGUGGUAUCAAGCAACAGCAUAUCAACAAUGCUCCUUCUACAGGAUCUUUUCCUAAUUGGAGAUCUAUACUAUCACCAACACAGCCUUCCACAGAAACUAAGACUCCCUCAGUAGCUGAUAUUUCUCUGGGACAGACUUUGGAGAAUGCAGACUUGCUUCAGAUGAUAAAAACAACGCUGACAGGCGCACGUACCAGGACUUUGGAUCAAAUGCACCUGUCACCCUCCCUUUAUCAAGGCAGUGGGAACAGUGCACCCCAGGAACCCGCUGAGGUUUCGGCUGAGUCACCUCUGAGGUCGUCGUCCCAAGAUGCAGAUGACACAGCUGCUCUAACAGUGUUAUCUGGAGUAUCUUCUGGUGCAAUACCUACAGUAGAAACUUCAGAAGCAAAACCACUAACAAGAAAAUCAUCUCCAGCUUCACCAGUGCCAGCUUCUUCCUUCUUUUCUCUAGGCACUGAAAACACACCUUUGCCAUCUGUGAUGGCUUUAAGCACACCAAUACUGACACUAACAAAAAAUAACACUGCCACAAAACUGACAUCGGAUCUAAGCUCGGUAGGAACACAGGCAGAUUUUCCUUUUGCAACAAGGAACAUGACUGCCUCACCUGUGGACGUGCCAGUUAUGCUCAUAACCCCCAAGAGCAGCACGGCCACAGCUUCCACACUUGCACCCACAGCCCAUGUGCCAAGGCAGAUAGAAACAACAGUAACUGACACCCAGAAGUUCCCGAGCUCAGACAUCACCAAAACGCCAACCCCAUACUCACUGACAAUGACAGCAGCUUUGACAUCUAUUACAGCAUCAGCGAAAACAACUAGGCUUCCCCCUUCUCCAGUGGAACUCACCCCUGCUCCUCCCGAAACCACGGCAGCAGCCGCUUUCGCUAACAUGACAGCAGCUCCCUCCCUGGACUGCCGCCUCUCUGCCAACACCAUGGUGAAAACAGUUCUGUUUCUGAACACAAGGAGGAUGAUGAUUAGCAAUGCCUUCAGGGAGAGCGUGAGAAAAGGACUCAACCAAGUGCUGAGACAAGCUUUCCACCAGAACGUCAGCGCUCAGGUUGAAAUCCUGGAGCAAUCGAGUAAUCUCACAGUUGGUUACUACGUCACACGGGGGAGACUGGUUUUCAUGCCAGCUGCUGUCAUUGAAAAGCUGCUUGCCUACGGCGUCAGCAAUGCCACGUUGGACAUGAAGCAGCACGUGCCACAUCUGCAGGCCGUGGUGGCCCUGGCCCUGCCCUGGCAGCCCCCUCCCGCGUACCACUUCCAGCUGAAGACGGAGCUGCAGUUUGUGGGUCAAACAGACAAUAUUCAGUCAUGCAAAUUUGUUCAGACCAUGGAACAGCGGCUCCAGAGAGCAUUUCAGGAUGCUGAAAGAAAGGUCCUAAACACCAGCAACAACUUAACUGUUCAGAUUUUGAACACCUCCAAUGUCUCCCAAGCUGUCACUCUGUUUUACGUAGUGAAAAAUCAAAGCACAACUCUAAAUGGCACUAUUUCCAGCAACCUUCUUAAUCAGCUGUCAGCUGAGCUGGUGGGCUUCUACCUCACCUACCCACCUCUCACCAUUGCUGAAUCUUUGGAGUAUCCAAACCUUGAUGUCUCGGAAUCAACUAGAGACUACUGGGUGAUAACAGUCAUUCAAGGGGUUGAUAUUGCUUUACUGGGGCUGAACAACCAGAGCUUUGCCAGACUGAUGGAGCAGCGCUUGGCCCCGCUGUUCAUGAUGUCCCACCAGCAGGGAAGGCGCUUCAGACGUGCCACUACUGUGGGCAGCUACACUGUGCAGAUGGUAAAAAUCCAGCGUAUUCCAGGACCCAAGGAGCCAGCUGAACUGACAUACUACACUUUAUACAAUGGGAAGCCUUUGCUGGGCACUGCAGCUGCCAAAAUUUUGAGUACGGUUGACUCCCAGAGGAUGGCAUUGACACUGGGCUAUGUCAUCCAAGUUCAAGCUGAUCCUGUGGUGAAGAACCCCCCAAACAACCUGUGGAUCAUUGCAGCAGUGCUGGCUCCCAUCGCUGUGGUCACCGUCAUCAUCAUCAUCAUCACCGCGGUGCUGUGCAGGAAGAACAAGAACGACUUCAAACCAGACACCAUGAUGAACCUGCCUCAGAGAGCCAAGCCAGUACAAGGCUUUGACUAUGCCAAGCAACACUUGGGUCAGCAGGGAGCAGAGGAUGAGGUUUUACCUGUGACUCAGGAGACUGUCAUACUUCCACUUCCAGUCAGAGAUGCUCCUGCCUCCCAGGAGAGAGAAACCACCCAGGAUGGGAGCACCAUCAAAACUGCCAAAUCCAACGAAACAAGGAAAAGCCAGUCCCCGAGUCAGAAUGGCUCCAUCCUCAGCAAUGGGUCGGGAAAGCCCAGCUCCGGCCGGAGCUCCCUGCAGAAAGUGAUGGCACCCCAAAAAGUGGCGAAGGACGAAGGAAGGAAAAGGAACGUGGCCGUGAGUGAUGACGAGGAAGGAGGGAUUCUCUUUGAUAACAUUGCCAAGUCUGCCAUCGACCCCUUCGACACCUCCUCGGGAUCGGUGCAGCUCAUCGCCAUCAAACCCGUGGCCCUCCCUGCUGUCCAUGCUGCUUCAGAGAGGAGCCAGGAGUCUGCCAUCAUCAAUGGAGAGGUGAACAAGGCUUUGAAGCAGAAGUCUGACAUAGAGCACUACCGCAACAAGCUGCGCCUGAAAGCCAAGAGGAAGGGGUACUAUGAUUUCCCACAGGUUGAUAAUAGCAAGGGGCUGACAGACAGAAAAAGGAUGUAUGAGAAAAACCAGAAAGAACUUGACCACAUUUUGGAUCCAGAUGCAGAUGUCUCAUCUCCGUUUGCUGAGUCUAAGAACAGGCAGCCGUUGAAGAACUCGGUGUACAGAAGCAGGCAGUCUCUGAACAGUCCCAGCCCAGGGGAAACUGAGAUGGAUCUUCUGGUGACUCGAGAAAGGCCCAGACGUGGGAUCCGGAACAGUGGAUAUGAUACCGAGCCUGAGAUUAUAGAAGAAACGAACGUUGACCGGAUCAACGAGCCCCGGAAUUACAGCAGGUCCCGCCAGGCCAAGGGCCACUCGGAGACGUCGACGCUGAGCUCGCAGCCCUCCAUCGAUGAAGUCCGGCAGCAGAUGCACAUGCUGCUGGAGGAGGCCUUCAGCCUGGCCUCGGCCGGCCACGGGGGCCAGCCCCGGCAGGACGCCUACGGCUCGGCCCCACACCUGCCCUACUCCGAGGUGGUGACCAGUGCCCCGGGCACCAUGACCCGGCCCCGGGCGGGUGUGCAGUGGGUGCCCACCUACAGGCCAGAAAUGUACCAGUACAGCUUGCCAAGGCCCGCUUACAGAUUUUCUCAGCUUCCUGAGAUGGUAAUGGGUUCUCCUCCCCCUCCUGUCCCUCCCAGAACGGGUCCUGUGGCUGUUGCCUCUCUCAGGAGGUCUACAUCAGAUAUUGGCAGCAAAGUGAGAAUACCUGAGGCCAGUGGAGCAGAUCAGGCCCAGCAUCACGAUCAGACACCUUUUGCACCGGGUUCGAGAGCUCCGAUGUCUGUUGGUCCACUCGAUCAAUCAGCUUUUCACUCAGGAAAUACGGUACCAGCAGUGUUUGCCAUUCCAGCAAACCGACCUGGCUUCACGGGCUAUUUUAUCCCGACUCCACCCACCGCCUACAGGAACCAAGCCUGGAUGCCCUAUGCUGGAGAGAAUGAGUUGCCAGGGCAGUGGGCAGACUCUGUCCCACUCCCUGGCUACAUCGAGGCUUACCCGAGGCCCCGCUACCAGCACAGCUCUCCGUCCCGCCUGCCUCGGCAGUACAGCCAGCAGGGCAGCCUGCACCCCAGCCUGGAGCAGGCCCCGCUGGCAUCCACCGCCGCUUCCCAGCAGAGCCUGACCGACAACGACCCCUCCGACGCGCCGCUCACCAACAUCUCCACGGCUGCCCUCGUCAAGGCGAUCAGAGAAGAAGUGGCCAAGCUGGCCAAGAAGCAAACAGAUAUGUUUGAGUUCCAGGUCUAGUAUCUUCUGAGCACAGUAUUUGUAACUUGCGACCUGGGAUAGCCGAGAAAGCAACUCCUUUAAUUUUCAGCUACAAACUUCCUGUGAAUUGUGCCAAAGCGAUGGCAUUUUAAUCUGUCUGAAAAGUCAGCACCAUGAAAUGACUUACAGCAGAGCAACAGGACUCUGAAGACAUGAAAUUCUGCUUUCCAGCUAAGGAAAAGCUGCCAGGAAACUGUUUCAUACUGGUGAGAUCAACCAUAUGCAAUUGUUGGUCACUUUGCUCUCGUACUAUGACCUAUCAUCACUAAAGAUGCUGCUGAACAUGCCAGUGCCACAAGAAGUUUCAUUUGCAGACCCAGAGGUAGAGCUGCUGAAAAUAACUUCUGCAUGCUGAAACUUUGAUUCAAGGAGAAAAAACCUGCAGAACAUGGUUUGCUGAAGGCCAUGGUCGGCGUGGCUGUGGCCACAUGAAUUGUUUGCUGUGGGACAUUGUAUAAGGGGCACUGAUUCCAGCAAUGCAGAGUCAUUUCAGCCUUUUCAUUCCAGACACUGUAUUCAAACCAAAAGAAUUCAACAUGAUUAAAUUAUACAAAUGAGAGUCCUGUAAAUUGCUCCGAGUCUCUUCAUCCUUUUAACAGUACAAAGAAGUGAAAGAAGAGAGGACUGUGAAGAAGGUGAAUGACAUUUCGAUACUUGGUGGCUACCUUGUCCCUCAGUGCCACCGAUGAGUUAUGCAGCAGAUUUUUUUUCAGCGUGAGAGAGUACAAUGCAUGAAGAGCCAGCAAAGGAUAUUGGUGCUAAAAGCUUCCAAGAGAAAUGAAAAAAGGUUAUUCGUGUUUGCUCUAUAAUCAGGCUUUUCACUCUGAAUGCAUGUGAAGCUGGUAAACCUGAGACCUUUAAAUCCUUUCAACCUGAGAAAAUGGAUACGCCUGCUUGGACAAGAAAACCUCUGUCCAACACAGUGCUUUUUUCACUUUCUUUACCAAUGCUAUCUACUAAAGUGAUGCCAGAAAGUGCUACCUGAAGCUGCAGUUGAUUUUGACGACGCUGGCAUGGUGAAUGCGCACCCAGGAAGUUCUGAAUGUAGAGGACGUAAUUACUAUAUUAACAUGUAAAUAAGUUAACAGUUACAUGAAUUAACAAAAAUACUAAUGUUCUGUGAAAAAGAGAGCAUUGCCAGAAAUUAUGUUGACUUUAUAUUGUGCAAGAUAACGGUCACUGAUUGUUACACUGCGUUGUGGUAAGAAUCCAAUCCCAAAAGAAAGUCAAACCACUUGGAUGGGAGAGUAGUUAAUAUUUUGCAGUUGUACAAACUAGUUGGAGAUCAUGAACAAUUGUUUUCAGUUCCUUCAGCAAUGAGCUUCAGGAGCUGAAGUUGUUGCAAAAUUUGUUGUGUUGGGCGUGUUUGAUGUCAACUGGAGUUAAAGGUAAUGUCCUUCAUUUCAGUAGGUUAUUUAGUUAUCCUCAAUUACUAUUUUGUCUGAUCAUAUCAUUUCCCUGAGUUUCUUUGGUCUUAACUGAUAUGAGAAAGGGAACUUGGUUUAGCUUUUCGGCCAUCAGUAAAUUGAGAGGAGAGAGAAGACUAGAAUAGGGGAUAGAAGGAGAAAUUGAUGAAGCACAAACUUCUAAAGCAGAGCUAUUUUUCCCCCUAAUAAUUAUAUUAUAAACCCUGACUGAGACUGUGAUGCAUAAUUAUCCUAGAAUAUACAGACAUCUUCUGCUCCAAUACCUUGGAUAUUGCGGAAGCGUUUGGAAUGCUAGUUAAUCUUUCAAUAAAUGUGAAAUUUCAUUUUUAUUAUUUAAAAUCAGAUAUAAAUAAAAUGUAUUUUUGUAAUUUCUAUGUAUAUAUGUGCUGUAUAUUUAUAUAAGUGACUAGUCUGCUAUAGUCAGAAAAUUUCCAUAAACUAAGUGGAAAAAAAGAAAGAGAAAGAAAGAAAGAAAGAAAGAAAGAAAGAAAAACCCCCUGAUAAUUUUAAUGAUCAAUAUAAACAUGCUAUGUCUGAAGUACACAAAUAUACAUUUGGAUGACUUGGAUACUAAACAACCAAAGAAACUCAAUCUUUCAUAUAAAUACAAGUCUAGUAAAGACUGACUGCUGUCUCAGUUACCUGUCAGCCAGAUAAUACUGAUCUUAUCAGUGUAAUACAACACAGCCAAAUUGUGUCAAAUCAAUAGCUGGCUAAGAGCAUCACACUUUAGAAUAACAACUGAAAAAUACUGGGCCAAACUCAGUGUGCCACAGAAGAGACUUGUUCUGGUUGGCUUCAGUGGGAAUUUCACUCACUGAGAGCAAGGCUGAGUUUCUCUAUUUGGCUUCAUCUAUAAAAGCAAAUUUCACUAGACCCCCUUGAAGAGCAUUCUGCUUAUUUUUCAGUCAUUUGGAUCACUGUAACAAAAGUGCAGACACAAUGGAAGAGCAGCUGACUUUUAUUUAGCCUAAGCUGGUUCACAGCUGGCUUGACGUAACCUGGGAAGCGAAACCUACUCUUAAGUCGUGUCAGCCACAUUUUGCAUCAGCUUUAUUAUCUCAGUUUUGGAAUGAUUUUUCUAUGUAGCCCAGCGAAAUUUUGCAAGUGAAUGGGCCCUUCUAUGCAAUGGGAGUGAAGAUGUGCUGUGUAAUAAAUUUCUCUAUCUUAGACUCCAGUUUUGCAGAGUUAUUCUGAGGCUGAAAGUACGGAAGCAACUGUGAUCCCAUGGAUGGGCACGCUGAAGCCAUAGAGCUGGGAAGGGUAAUGUAAUGAUGUAUUCCCAAAAAAACGUCACAGGAAGCAGGACAUUCCAGUUUUAAACAGCAUCUUUUGGACACUUAGCUCUGUUUGUAAGUCUGUUCCCAUUCUUAAAUUUCAGCAAUUUAAUAGUGCUAUUAAAAAAUAUGUGAGGGUAAAGUCUCAUAUACCUUACAUGAUGAAUCUUGUAGCUUGCUUGGCAACUAAAAAUUUUGGAAAAUACAGAGAUGUCCAGGGUUUGGAUGUCUGUAGAAAACAGGAAAAUCCCAAACAAAAGCAUUUAAAUGGCCUUCUAGAAAGAAAAAAACAUUUCAGUAAAGUUAAACAAAGUACUCUUCAUACUUCUGAGGAAGAGCUGUUAGAGUUUCGAAAUUAAUUUUGUUUGGUGUUAUUAUGGACUAUGUGCAGUCUACUGAAUAUUUCCUGAACCAUCACUCUGAAACCAUUGUGGUGCACUUUAUUCAGAAAACCAUCUUACAUUCUUCGUUCAUAAUGCCUUUUUAUCCUGUUUGUAAUAUGUUUCUGUAUUUUUUUUUUUUUUUAAGUAUAAAGUAAGAUUAUAUCAAGACAGUAAGGACAUUCCUGGGAAAGAAAAAUCAUGCUGUAAUAUUUAUACUGUCUGAGCACAAAGCAAUGAUAAAGUGAAAAUAUAGUGUAUAAAUAAUUUGUAAUAUAAUAAACAUUUUGUAUGGCUACAAUUACAAUAUAGUUUUUCAAUACUGAUUUCAAAGAAGAAAGUAUUUGUGUUUAAAGUUUUAACCUUGUUGAGAUAUAUCCAUGCCAUUUUUACUGAGAAAAAAGCAGUAAUUCAGCUUUUUCUAUUUAAUGCCCCAAUUUUCUUUAAAGAUAUGUUGAAUGUUUAGGUGAAGGUACUGUUUUCUGUGUACACAAAAUGUUGAUGUUCUGACCACUAUUUGUCUUGAGAUUUGUAAAUCACCAGUAGAAACAGUUGCAAAUGAAACAACAUAAAAUUCCUUCUUGGCAUGUGUGUACUGACCACUUUCAGCUGGUAAACUACAUGUGACAUUUAUUAGCAUCAGUAGAAUAGUAACCUUAAAAGGACAAGAGGGCACCUGUUGACAGUCAUUUCUUGACUUGUUGGCAGUCAUUUCUUGACAUGUUAUCUGGAUUGGAGAGAAGCUCUAGCACUCAGUCUAGAAAUAUGAGUAAUAUUUGUGUGUCACAAUAUUAUGGGUAGAACUUGAUAGAAAUGCAUGCAAAUCCUAUAUGUAGAAAUGAGGAUUUUGAGUAGUCAUCAUUUUUUUCAGAUGCUCUCUCUGAAAAGAUGAAACACAUAAGAAGUGUAAGAUAAAAAGGAGAGGCAGGUAGAAAAAGUGAAAAUGGGUUGAGUGGCAGAAUUAUUUUGUUUAAGGCUGAUACAUACCAAGCUGACCACAGUUUCCAUUGCAUUUCAAGAUGUGUGACUGUUAAAGAAUGAACCACAUUUUAAUGCAUGUUCUUUAGCCCUGCAUUGCCCAUAUAAGAGCUGACUGCCAGUUUCUAGAAGUCUGAGGGAGCUUGAAAGCAGCAAGUUUUCUGAGCUCGCAGAAGUCACUUCAUUUUGCUGGCCCUGUUCAUCCUGCACACAUCUGAGCAGCUCCAAACACUGUGUCCAACCAGUUACUGUCCUGGUCUUGCAUUUCGUGCACAUUAACAAAUUCCAGUGGCUUCCCAUCCCUCACUGACGUGAAAUGGCAUAGGGAGAGGGAUCUUGCAUGUCACUCAUACCUACUAGAAAAUGGUUGUGUUUGGCAGCUUUCCCUUCAUGGGUUAAUUUUUAACUCCAGGACUGAGCAACAGAUUUCUUUUUUGUUUAUCAAAAUAAUUCUAAGGUUUGUUUUUAUUUCUUUUUCCAUUUUUAAGGAUAAGAGUACUCUUUGAGAAUGCUCUUUUUGAAUUUUUGCCUUUCUCUCAUAAAUAAAUAAUGCAAAACUCAACUUGUGGAGGUGAGAUUUAUAUAGGUCAGUAAAUAUAUUGCAUACUGACCUGUCCUUUAAAGGAAACUUUCAGGAUGGCCAAGUCAUAAAGGCAAAGCUGGUUAAUACUGCAGAAUCUCUACUGAGAAUAACUGCAUUGCCCAUCCUUGAUCAAAAUUUUUUUGCUGUGCCUCAAAAGUGAAAAGCAAUCAGAAAAUUCCUCAUCUGAUGAUUCCUGUCAUUCAGGAAACUUUGUGCUUGGGCUAUGUACAAGACAUGGGAGAUAAGAUAGAGAUUUCUGUGGGGUUCUGAGAUGGAUAAACUACCCUGUGUAACACAGCUGCCCUUUGGGUGACCCUUAAUACCAACAGACAUAAAAACUCCAGCCACCAAAGCGAUGUGGCAGAAAGGUGGUUUAGGUCCUGAUUUUAAAACUAUGACAUUUCAUGCUUUCAAAAUCCCCUUAAGACCAUACUCUUAUGAGUAGUCUAUCAUACUCAUGUGUAUAUAUAUAUUUGUGUGUGUCAAAAAAUAUUUUUUCAAAACUGGUUCUAUUUGUCUAUCAAUUUGUCCCCGUUCAUUUCAGGUUCCUUAAGGUGUACAGAGGCAAGUGAAGAGAAAAAUCUCAGAGCUGUUCUGUUAUGAAGCUCAUGAAAGAUGAUAAAUGGGCUUUAAAUAGUUAGGUGGUCAAAUGUAUAGUAGAUGUCUUGAAAAUAAUUACAAGUAUCAUGAAGAGGUGUUUCAGGAAUUUGAUUUUUUUUUUUUGCACUUGUUAAAAAUAAUUCUUGUUUUAAGAAGUGCCUGACUUCAUGAAUUUUCCACACUCGAUUCAUACCCAAGGAGUAGGUUGAAGCUAUAUUGCAUUCUGUAAAUAAUUUUGUAACUUUAUAAAUGCACGUUUACCUACUGGGCAAUAACGAGUGCAAAGGAUUGUAAAUCACAAAGAAAGGUGAUUCCACUGAGUACGAUAUUUAGAGAGCAGGUGAAUUUAUCUUCCAAAGUAUUCCCUCUUCACUGCAACCCUGUGCAUUUCUGUGCUGUGUAAAGCAGUGUCUAAACACCAUAACACACCUGGCAAGGAGAUCUGGAUGUAAGUAAACUUGAACUUUAUCUCUGUCUUUAUCUAAUACUCUCCACACGGCAAUAAGGAAAAAAACCCAAACGCUUUAUCCUACACCAAACAACUUUUAAUAUUUCUUUCUAAGACAAAGAGACUGGGAAGACUUUUUCAUUUCAUCUUGGUAUUGACUUCUGCAAGCUGUAUUCAAGGUCAUACUUGAUAGAAAAAAAAUGAGAGUGAAGCCCAAAUUUUUGGAAAAUAUGAUAGAACCCAUCUUACUGAGGCUUAAAUUCUUAUGCAGGAUUUAACAACCCAACAGAAGCAGCUCAGGCCCGACAAAAGGGUCAGUUCUGCGCAGUUCUUUGGAUCUCAUUAGAAAGCAUGUUUGUCCAGCACAGAUGCUCCUAUGCUUUUUGACUUUUUGUCUUCAUUUAAUGUCUUUCCUGCCAUUGCCGUGCAUUCUAAAUUUGAGUUUUACAUUGUGUACCCAAAGAAGUGCACUCUUUACCUUGCUGAUAGGCUGCUGGUGUGACAGAAGUAGUCACCAACACGUGACAGAAUUUUUAAAUAGCCAUGGCAUUGCAUGGCUUCAGCCCACGUUGUGCUUUGUAUGUUCUCCUAUUAGUGUUCAGGAAAAACACAGCUGUAGGUAACAUUUUCCACUGAAAUUACUGGCAAAACACCUGCUCCCUUCAAGGAGAACAGUGCUGAGCCAGUAAUCCCCCAGUAAAUGAGCCAUUACAAGUAUCUUAAAACUGUACCAAGAGAGGAAGAAUGCUGUCUGGUCAUGGGUGGCUGGAAAUUGGGAGACUGAAGGUUGGUUUGCUCUUCUUCAGGAUUUUGGAUUGGUCCAAAAUGUGAUUGUGCCUCAGUGUCCCAUCUGUAGGGCAGGGUGAAGGGACUGCCUCUCCUCACUGCCCUGCUGAAACGCUGGAACCCUGGACUGUGAUGGAUACUUUAGUAAGAAGCACUAUUUAUUACUUCAUGGAGCUUUGGUAAUUGUUCAGGACUAUAAAUUACCUGUUCCUAUGGUAGCAUUUAAAUGUCAAUUUACAAGGGAAAAAACCCACCUCUUGACAAUAUUUCAGUGUGUUCUAGGAAGCCUUUCCAAUAACAGCCUCUACACUUUUUUACAGAGAUUUACAGAAUUUAUAUCAAUAAAUCGUCUCACUUCCCAGGCAACAGAUCUCACUUUCCAAGGAAAUGAACUUUUCUUACGUCUUUGAAUUGUGGAAAGGACUAGCUCUGCAUGAUUACAAAUAUCCAUGUUAUCUUUGGUGUUCACAGCUUGAUUCAACUGAAUUGUAACGGCUGUGUCUGUGAAACUUGCUCAAAAUUUAUGAGAUUUUCAGCUGUAAGUGGGAAAACUAAUUUUCUGAAGCUGCAAAACUGAGAGCAAAUUUAAAGCCGAGUCUAGGGAUUAAAUCGAAAGAAUAAGAAAAUAAAUAAUUAAAAUUUUAUACUAUGCAAUCAGAAGGAAAAUCUCCAAGAACUGGUAUGUAAACCCAUGCUGAUUGGUAGAAUUUUACAUAUGACUGAAAAGGAGGCAUUUAAAAUGUUCUGGGUCAUUACCAAAUUACUGUUUUUACUCUGAGCCAUAGGGUGAUUCUAGAAGUAAAGCUUACGAGUACAUAGAAUAGUUCCUUUCAUGUUAGUGGCUAUAGCUUAGCUGAAGUUGUACGUGUGUUUUCCUUGGCAAUUUUGCACAUGAAAUAAAAUAUGUCUUAAAAUCUGA
This is a messenger RNA of Corvus hawaiiensis (hawaiian crow), 11484 nucleotides long. RefSeq names its product KIAA1549 like. The record is from RefSeq and is a predicted model, not a curated record. NCBI's taxonomy places the organism in Eukaryota, Metazoa, Chordata, Aves, Passeriformes, Corvidae. The transcript has 21 exons. Bases 16 to 4065 code for a protein of 1349 amino acids.